This is a messenger RNA of Danaus plexippus (monarch butterfly), 2897 nucleotides long. RefSeq names its product tribbles homolog 2-like. Bases 333 to 1373 code for a protein of 346 amino acids. The record is from RefSeq and is a predicted model, not a curated record. Gene Ontology annotation, molecular function: ATP binding; protein kinase activity; mitogen-activated protein kinase kinase binding. Gene Ontology annotation, cellular component: nucleus. The transcript is spliced from 5 exons. NCBI's taxonomy places the organism in Eukaryota, Metazoa, Arthropoda, Insecta, Lepidoptera, Nymphalidae. Gene Ontology annotation, biological process: protein phosphorylation; positive regulation of proteasomal ubiquitin-dependent protein catabolic process; regulation of MAP kinase activity.
GCCUCGUCACAGUCACACUACUCCUAGUCAGUCUCGCAAUGGCGUCCGUGGGAGGUGGUUGUGUGUCUGUUUAGUUUCAUUCCAACCCGAGCGGACACCGGCCCAAAAUAUUGGCCUGUCUAUACUCGUUCGAAUUACUCCGAUUUAAUUCAAGUAAUUCAGUGUUAGUAAGCGAAUUUCGCCACUACGGACAGUCAAAUUUUGGUACGAUAUCCUCUCAGGGCGAAUCAUUUCAAGAUCAUGCACGUAUCAUCAUAGUUCCUUCUUCGAUUUAAGUGUUUGUGUUCUGUGAACAUUGUGUUAAGUGUCAGUGACAGUGUUGUAGUGUUGUGAUGGAUCCCGGAUCGCCUUCUUUAUUAUGGCCGUUGCGCCUGAGCAAACCAGCGGUGACUGUACCGGUGCCUGUCAACGAAGAAAACAACAAAGCCGAGGACAGGGCACAGUCUCCGUCUCUAGCUGACCGCCUGUCUGCAGCUCCUUCGCCAUCCAGCCCAGCACCCCCGAGUCCCUCGCCACCGCAACACCAAUUCCAAGCGGCCCUGGUAGCAGAGAAGUACCUCCUGCUAGAACAAGUGGAAGGUUCUUCAUUAUGCCGGUGUGUGGACGUGCGCACGCACGAGGAAUACGUUUGCAAAGUAGUAUCAAGAGAUUGCAGUAGUCUCCUCCAAGCGCACUACCGUUUGGAUGGGCAUCCUCACGUGAAUCCUAUCCACGAGGUGUUGGUUGGUGAUAAAAGGGUGUACCUCAUCUUCCCUCGCUCGCACUCAGAUCUCCACUCGUAUGUCAGAGCGAGAAAACGUCUCCGGGAACACGAAGCCAGGAGGCUGUUCAGACAAAUGGCUGAAACUGUCGCAGCUUGCCACGAACAAGGCAUUGUCUUACGAGACCUCAAGCUGAGGAAAUUCGUCUUCGCUGAUCCCCAAAGGACGACUUUAAAACUCGAGUCGCUGGAAGAUGCUGUAGUUUUAGACGACCCCAAAGAAGAUUUGCUCCAAGACAAGCGAGGCUGUCCUGCGUAUGUUUCGCCUGAGAUUUUGAGAGCUCAUCGGACUUACUCUGGACGAGCCGCAGAUAUGUGGUCCCUUGGAGUGAUCCUGUACACCAUGCUGGUUGGAAGAUAUCCGUUCAACGACUCGGAGCACGCGUCGCUGUUCGCUAAGAUAUCUCGCGGAUACUUCGUCGUACCGGAAUGUUUGUCGUCCCGUGGUAAAUGCCUCAUACGUUCCCUGUUACGUCGAGAGGCUUGUGAGCGGCUGAGUGCGGCGGAUGUGUUGAGGCAUCCCUGGCUGGCCCGCGAUCCUCGCAACGAGCUGCCCCCGAGAGCCGCCGCCAGCCACGACCGGCUCGUGCCAGACAUACAGAUGGACAUCUAGUUGUCUCGAGCCCUAAACAAUAAGACGUUUAAUUUUAAUAUUAACCCUAUCACCGGUGCUGGCAUCGGUUAAGCAAUAGCGGGUUACCAUUCGUUACACUAGUUAGUUUUACACUUUUAAAAUUUCGAGAUCUCGUUUCUAUAUUGAUUCUGUUAAUUUAUUAGGUAACUGGCAUUUAUUAUUGUAAAAUGGUAACCCUGGCCGGGCGGCGCCGUCCGCGGCUGACUUGUUGUAUUCUUCAGGCCUAGUUCGUUGUAAGCUUGCGGCUGCUCACUGAAAUGUCGGUCCGAUGACACGCUCCGUCAAUAUUUACAGCAAGUAUCCCAAGCCAAAAAAGUUCUCUCCGCGAGAUUUUAAUUUAGUGUUUAUAGGACGGAGGAGGCGGCGGGACCGCUUCCCCAUUUAUUUAUGAAGUAGAAGCUAUCCGCGCCACAAUGGGAAUCGCAGAAUCUGUUAUCGCCGCUGUACAUUCGACGGCGUGCAAGUUUUGUGCGGCUCUCAUUGUCGCUACGUGGUUUUUACGAGCUGUGGUAUAAGUAGUUGUAUCGUUCGUAAUGACAGUUUAAGUGAGACUGAUAUCGAGCUCUUGUGAUCCAAUGAGUGUUAAGAGAUCUUGUGUAAACCACCGUCAGCGACAACCCCGGACGGUUCAGUGUCGAGAGUUCCGUUGACUGCUGCGUUAAUUCCCGUUAAAUCCAUUAAUCAUAUCAAUUUCACACCAAUAUAUAUGGUUAUAUUGCAUUGAAGUUGUUGCUAUUUAGUGUUAGUUGGUCCUAGGAUGUAUAUUUUGUAUUUAUAUUUAAAUUGAAAUAAUAAAUAAAAUUAUAUCGUGUUAUUGUGAUCUCCACCGAUGUUAUUUAGCGAUUACUUGAUGCCAUUAUGUUGUCACGCAGAUGUUCCACUCAGAUUUCUGUCUCACGACAGUCAGAUGCUUCCAUCAGUUUUUUUUUUUAUUAUUAUUAUUAUAUUUGUUUUUUUUUUCUUUUUGGUUGUCGAAAAUCGUGAUUAUGUAUUUGAAAUAAAAUUAAUAUGUUAUAAAAGUAUGAAACAAAAAUUAUAUUAUACGCAUCACCAUGUACCGAAUCGAUUGUAGCUUGGUUUGUGCCAUUUAUUUAAUUUAAAACUAAUUUAUUUGUUGUUGUAAUGUGCGAGGACUCGUGGCUGCACUGCUUCCUAUUAUUUAAUAAUAAUAAAAAAAAUCAUACCGUUUGGUACUUGGUGCUGUUACUGAAUUGUUUUUACGUUAAUCAUUUUGAAUCGAAAAAAAAAUAUCCAAUGAAAAAAUCUAUUGUUACCGUGAUAUAAAAUUGUUAGCUGUUCGGAAACCGGUCGAACUUUCGUAUUGAAAGUGUGUUGUGGUAGUCAAGUCUUACAGAUGAAAGUUUACUGUACAAUAGUAGUUUACUGUAAAAUAUACUAUUAAUACUUUAAUUUAUAUAAACUGUACAUAAAGUAAGAUAUAAUAAGUUUAUCAAAAAAAGGAGGAAUGAUAGAGGGAAUAAAUAAUUUAGAAAAUUAAUACAA